Molecule: messenger RNA, 1931 nt
Organism: Spinacia oleracea (spinach)
Lineage: Eukaryota; Viridiplantae; Streptophyta; Magnoliopsida; Caryophyllales; Amaranthaceae
Exons: 2
Coding region: 396-1028 (210 amino acids)
Molecular function (GO): zinc ion binding
Source: RefSeq, a predicted model, not a curated record
CCGUUCAUUAAAUGCUCCUGGAUUUAACGGACGUUAGCUUGCCGUUAGUGACGUUUUACCAAUUUGCCCUUAAUUGUUGUUUGGCGCGAUUUAGGUAACAAUUGUGACUGAAAUUCCAAAAAAAAAAAACUUCUCAACUUCUCUUCUUUCUCUCUCCUUUCCCCUGUUCUUCAACCCUCAUCAAUUCUACUGUAACUGACAAAAUUCUGGGUAGAUCUUCAAGAAUUUAGUGAAAUUUGUUGCGUUCUCUUUUGGCGAGUUCGUGGGUGUUCGUUUGGUGAAUUCGCGACAAAAAGGGGGCAACUUGGAGGCGAUUUAGAGCUUCGGGUGCAGUGGACGAACAAGGGCCCUUUUCCUAGUUGGAUUAUCUACUUCAAGCAAUCAGAAAGUGGUGUAUGGAGAGGGUUGGGGCAAGAUUUGACAUGGCAAUUGAUAUGGAGGAUGGUCAGUUGACUGAGUAUGCCAAGAAAGAGGUGGAUGAAAGAACAGGAGAGUCUAGGUUCUGCUAUGCUACAGCCUGUGGUGGGGGGGAAUUUGAGGUCAGAGAUGCACAUGUGAACUUCCCCAUCAGGUUAUCAACUAGAAGCUGUGGGUGUGGGAAGUGGCAAAUUUCUGGAAUCCCCUGCAAGCAUGCACUCAGGGUGAUUUAUGACCAAAGGCUGAACCCCAUUGAUUUUGUCUCCCCAUUCUUCAAGUCUGCUGCAUACAAGCUUACAUAUGCAGACCACAUUCACCCCAUAUCAGACCCAACACAGUGGCCUAACUUUUCUCUCCCUACCAUUCAGCCUCCAGUCAUCAAAAGACAAGCUGGCAGACCUGCUAAGAAGAGAAAGAGAGGACCAAAUGAACCCAGGAAGGGGAAGAGAAACAGCAAUGUGAAAUGUGGAAAGUGCAGGGAGUUUGGUCAUAACUCAAGGACAUGUAAGAAUGGAGGACCAAGCACUGGACCAAGCACUUCAGCAGCAGCAGGAGCAAGUACAUCACAAGGGGGUUCAAGGGGGAGGAAAAGAGCAAACACAGCAACUUAACCAUGCACAAAGUUAAAAGUUAGUCAGUUUUUGGUGAAUUGUAGGUGCACAAAGUUAAAAUAGCUUAGGCAAUUUACAAUUAGUAUCACUUUUUGGAAAGAACACAAUUGCUUAGACAAGAUGUUUUUGUGCAGUUUCAGUGGCAUUUGUCCACUUAGAAAUCAGUUUUUGUAAAGCUCAUAUGCUUAAACAAGUGAUGUUAUUGCUUGAAAUUUGUUACAACUCUACUUCAUUGCUAUCCAAAUUAGAAAUGCAAACAUUAUUACACCAAUUUUUAUUGCAAACUUGAAUUGUUGUUUCUGUUGUUUCAGUUUCUUCUUCAAUAGCUUCAACUCUUCAUGCAUUCCCCUGCUUCCUUCUUGCAUUCCCCUGUUUUCUUCUUGCAUUCCCCUGUUUUCAUCAGCUCUGUUUCCCUUGCUUUGAGCUUCAUCAAAUGUCUGCUCAACAAAACCUUUGCACCACUUGAAAUUAUCACAAGGAUCACACUUGUAGUAAAGCUUUUGCGGAUUUUUAGCCGUUUCCGAGCUCCUAAUUGCAAAUCUUCUCCCACAAUUGCAGUUUUUAUUUGGAACUCUUAGGUAUGACAAACUUGGGAUGGAAGAGGAUCCGGUUUUUGAAUUAGAACUCAUGGCUAUUUAGGAAAUAGAGGGCUAAACAUGGAGCAAGUCAAGUGAACAACAGCCUUACUUAUAGGCAGCAUGAACAUAACGGCUAUAUUGAAUUAAAACUAGCCGUUGGAUUCAAAUUAUGAAGUUUGGGUAUUUGGUGCAAAGAACUUUACAAAUAGGUGUAUACUAUGCAAAACCUUUAUAUUUAGGUGCAUUUUAUGAAUUUUAAACAUGACUUAACGGAGGACUAACGGAAAGUCAUAAUAGGGGUAUUUGGUGAACAGUUUUGAGUAAA